CCACCGGCGUUACCAUCUCCAAUUACGGCCACUCCUGCGAAUUCCUUGCUGCGCGUCACCGAAUACAAUGUCUCACAUUGGGGCGAAGCGAGAUACGCAUGUAGUACCAUGGGACGUGUUUUGUGUUCAUUACCCCAACUACAAUUCGCUAAAACUUUGAACGAAAGCAUGGCCCCUAAGCAGUGGGGUUGGUAUGAAGAUCCGAAUCGUGCAGCGAGAAUUGAGACUUGUCAACCGGGUCAGAGAAAUUGGACCGGGUAUGUCUGCUACAAUGGAGCUGCAGCCACCACACAAAUAUUUAGCACGGCAUCGAUACCAGCGUUAUGUUGUGGCUCGGUUAAUGGGGCUCGGUAUACAAGCCUAGCUCACAGCUCGAGUAGAUCAGCAGACGCAGAUUGUAAACAAGAUAACCAGCAUUUGUGCACGAUGGUUGAAAUGAUGACAGUUUGGGAUCAGAGCACGUAUAAAGGUUACGACUGGGGUUGGUUUGGAGACGGCACGAAACUUAUAAAGAUGGUUCAUCGUUGUGAUCCUGGAAUUGUCCAGUUUCCAGGCUACAGAUGCUGGUAUGGGAGAUUGGUGACCCAAGAUAUUGCGUCACAGGUUCAACAGAGAGCGUUUUGCUGCCAGACAAGCUCAGCGUAUUUAGUUAGAGCCACUUUACCCGUUGCCUUGUUUUGCUUAAUAUUUUCGAUAUUUAUGCACUUGUGAUUGCUUUUUUUGUAAAUAAAUUGAAAUAUAUUUAUUAGUAAUUAUUGU
Messenger RNA from Ciona intestinalis (vase tunicate), 759 nucleotides. The record is from RefSeq and is a predicted model, not a curated record. Lineage: Eukaryota; Metazoa; Chordata; Ascidiacea; Phlebobranchia; Cionidae.